AUGCCUUCGUACAGCCAAGAAAUAAUAGACCUAAAUUCGAACGAACGCAGUGAAUACAAGAACACUAAAGAGAGUAAAAGCGACGAAGUAAAAUACGCUACCACCGAUCUAACGAAUAGCGUUCCGGAGGGCUUGAACGCUGACCAGAAGCUUAAGUUCGCACUUCGCGAUUUCCUCAGCCCCACAAACCCAGUUCUGGAGGACAGCGUAAAGGAUGAUCCGGCUCCAUCCAUUCUAGAGCAAAAGUUGCCCUUCAUAGAUGAGCAAGUCGACACGGACGACGCCGCACAGUCCGACGAAGAGCAACAGCAAUGUAGGGAAACGGACGAGGUCCUCAACAACGCCGCUUGUCGCUUAAGGAGGUGGCGGGCAGCGUCCCGGAAACUUCGCCGGCCCCGUAUCAUCGAUAACUUGAGCACCAAGGACGAAGGCGGUUACGCCACUAAGAAUUUCAAUGGGGGGCACACCGACCUAGCGGAUCGUCUGCGGAGCCUGGCAGCUGCCGGCAGUAUGUCCGCCUCCGCUGGUGAGCUACUCUCGCUGGCGCCACCACCGCCCGCUGCCACUGCACCGCCAUCACCCGGUUGUCUGCUAUCCCCCACAUUGGCAGAUCAGAGCUCCGCAGAAUACUUCGGUUCAAGUCCUGAAUGCUGUGCUGAUACCAGCAGCUUUGAAAGCUCCAGUUCGGCGGGAGCCCCCGUGCCACCGCCCGGUCCACGCUACAAGCUAGCCAAAGAAGGCACAUUGAGAGUUUGCUGCUUCCAGCACACGAGGACUGUCGUGGACAAAAUUCUUGCUGCGAAGUUUCUCAGAAGAUGGGAGACGCAUGUUUUUUGCUUACUAGAAGAACAUAUUGUUUCCAAGACGCCGUCCGGUCUUCUAGAGCGGCCGAUGUCAUACAGUUGCAUGCAAGAGGUAUACUGCAUAUCCAGAUGGGAUCCCGCCCGUAAAUACUGUUUGCGUAUCGUCAUGCCGAACGGCUCGCUGUUACUACAGGCUAAUGACGCUUACACAAGAGAUCAAUGGUAUUAUUCCAUCAUCUGGAAAAGAAACAUGAUAAGGUAUCGCAAUUUUCUAACGAAAACAGUGAGGAAGGAGGUGGUACUAAAAGAACUAAAGAAUAUGGUGGACUUUGCCAUGACAACACCCCUGCAGGACGAGAGCGUGACGCGGGCGCCCCUGCAGAUUCUGACCGACCUGCUCUCCGAGAACAAGGACAGUGCUGAUUGGGAGGAGUGGGCGGAGAACGUGACAAGCGCGGCCGCACCGCUCCUAGCGGAGCGAUGCGUGAACGGGGAACUGUGCGCUUUGCUCGCGCGCCUGUGCAGGCGGCGUCCGCGCGCCGCUCCGCUGCCCGCUCUCGCGCCGCCCGUGCGCCGCGUCCUCACCCGGAACGUGGAUUUCGGAAAGGCGCCCGACGCCAGGCGAUUUGUGCGAGAUUAUAUCAGUGCGUUGAGCGCGCACAACUCGGGGCCGGCGCUCGUGCGUCGCUUCGUCACCGUGACGCACGGCGAGCGCGCCGCUUGCCCGCACCCGCGCGCCGCGCCCAACCUCGCGGCGGUCGCGCUCGCCGCGCUCGACGACCACUACCGCGGCAGCGCGUUGCCGCACCGCUGCGACGACGCCGAGCACGACGUGCUCUGCUUCGCCGACAUACUGGAGCACAUGUGCGAGUACGAGGACUGGGUGGUGGUGGUGGGCGCGGUGCUGCAGCCGGUGCCGCUGUGCGCGGGGGCGCUGGCGUGCGCGCGCGUGGCGGCGCGGCUGGGCGGCGUGCUGCGUGCCCUAGCCCGCGACCCGCGCUGCUCGGCGCACGUGAGCGUGGCGCCGGCGUGCGCCGCUCGCCCCAGCCCCCCCUCGUGGCUGCGCGCCGCGGCCCCCUCCGACCCCGCGCUCGUGCUGCCGCACCAGCAGCUCUGCGAGCUCUGGGGAUCGAUGAUUGGUGCCUUGCUGAACUGCUGCUGCAAAAGGAAAAGUUUCCUCCAAAGCAUGAGCAAGCAGCUACCCGAUUUUCUUCUGGUCGCUCUAACUGAACAUCCUGCCGCGUUGGAAGCGUUGUGUCUUAUGCUCGAAUGGGAAAUAGCUAGCGGAGAACAGAUCCAGUUGGAGAUAAUAGCGGCCUUGCAAGGCACCGAAUUGGGACAAAAAUACUAUAAGGAUCUCUGUGAACGUCAGCAAAAUCUGCAGAAGCUGCAAGCGGAGGGCGGUCCGCGCCGCUUAGCUUUGCCCGUUCGCGCGACGGACGCAGACGUUGCCGCUCUGUUGGAGGCGGGAGCGCUCGGCAACCUCGAGUGCCUAUCGCUCGCCUUCACUAGCGUCACCAGCGCAUGCGCUCACCACCUCAUCAAGUUACCGUCACUACGAUACUUGAACUUGUGGGCAACUAAGUUCGGCGACAGUGGCGUUCAGCUUAUUGCGGAGCAUCUACCGCGUUUGCAAGUGCUCAACCUUUGCGAAACUCCGGUCUCGGACAAGGGAAUAGAAGCUUUAUCAGGACUAUCGAGUUUGAGACGUUUGAACCUGAACAGCACCAAGCUGUCAGCCGAAGCGUUCGAAAUACUCCGCCGCAGGCUGCCCCAACUGCAAGAGUACGACAUACGCUACACAGAAGCAUGG
Molecule: messenger RNA, 2616 nt
Organism: Iphiclides podalirius (scarce swallowtail)
Lineage: Eukaryota; Metazoa; Arthropoda; Insecta; Lepidoptera; Papilionidae
Source: the annotation of a GenBank genome assembly